Molecule: messenger RNA, 1662 nt
Organism: Penicillium longicatenatum
Lineage: Eukaryota; Fungi; Ascomycota; Eurotiomycetes; Eurotiales; Aspergillaceae
Product: fungal specific transcription factor domain-containing protein
Exons: 4
Coding region: 1-1662 (553 amino acids)
Biological process (GO): regulation of DNA-templated transcription
Cellular component (GO): nucleus
Molecular function (GO): DNA-binding transcription factor activity, RNA polymerase II-specific; transcription cis-regulatory region binding
Source: RefSeq, a predicted model, not a curated record
AUGUCAUAUGCGAGACGGCCAGGCGCCAUGUUCUCGGUGCAAGAAAAGAGGCCUUCCGUGCACUGUCAACAGGAGCUUACAGACCCUUUUAGAGGAGGAUGUGACGUAUGGAAAGGUGCCAUGGUCCACAAGAUCCGGCGACUUGAAGAGGCUAUUGCAAAGAUCGCAAACAAAGUCGAUAUACCUGAAUUGAAGUCACAAGUUGAAGAGCACCUGGAGUCAUUAAGUCCGCCCGUGGAUUUGACCAAUGCAGAGCCAUCAACCUUCAGUCCUGAAUCCCAUCACCAGUCUCAGGCUCAGGUUCAGGUUCAGGCCCCUAGUCAUCCAAGGGAUGAUCGCGAAUUACCUCGAACUUGGGAAGUUGUUAUGGAUCCUCGAGGGGGCCCGGCUUCUAUCCCGGCUUCAUGUCUCUCGGAUAGCGCGAGAAGCGCACUGCCGAACAGUUUACCCAACACACGCCGCCCAGACUUAAUAUCGACUGGAUUGAUUACCUUACGACAGGCGCUGGCUUUAUUCGAAGAAUACCAUCUACGGCUGGAUCACUUUCUGUAUAGAAUACUGGGCGAUCACAUCAGCUUAGACUCGGUCAGAGUGGCUUCGCCCCUGUUAACUGCAGCAGUCUGUACAGUUGGGGCCCUUCAUUCGCAGUCCCUGGCCCAUUUAUUCGACAUUUGCUAUAAUGAGUUCAAGAGCCUUGUCUCGACGCAAAUAUUUUCUCGGACUGCGAACGAGGAUGACAUCAGGGGGUUAUGUAUCGGGGCAUUCUGGCUACAUGAACUUUCCUGGGCAUUGAUUGGAAAUGCUGUACGAGUGGCAUCAGAUAUUCACCUCCACAGUGGAAUUUACAAGGCUCUAAAGGGGGAUAGGGAAGGCUAUCUUCAGGUUCGGCUAUAUUACCUUGUCUAUGUCUGCGAUCAUCAUUUUUCGAUUGCAUACGGCCGACCACCAAUGUCUCACGAAGGGUUCAUAAUCAAAUCUGCGUCUCAGAUGCUCCAGACAGAGCAUGCGACUGAGGAUGACGCUCGUCUCAUCAGUCAAGUCCAUGAGUGGUCGAUCUUAAGUCAAGUAUUUGACACCUUUGGCGUGGAUGUAGAUACGGCAAUCGCGCCCCAAAUAAUACCUCAGCUCCGUCGUUACUCUAUCGCAUUGGACACAUGGCUCGCAGAUUGGAACGAAAGAUUCAGAGAGAACCGCAACGUGGGAAAUUAUCCACAAAAGGGCGUGGGCUUUCAUUUCCACUUUGCCAAGCUCUAUCUCUGCUCUCAUGCAUUCCGGGGUAUGCCUGCAGCCGAAGCCACCACAGAAUGGUUCACCCCUGAAUUGGAAGAGAUCGCCAAUGCUGGUGUACUUUCAGCCAUGUCUAUCCUCCGUGUGAUUGUUUCCGACGCAGAAUUUCGAUCCUUCAUGAAUGGACUACCAUUGUAUUUUGACACCAUGCUCGCCUUUGCCAUGAUUUUCUUGCUCAAAGUUGCCACAAAAUAUGCCAUGGUCAUUCGAAUCGACACUGUCAAAAUACUGUCUUUGGUCGCGCAAACUGUGGCUGCAUUGCGAGAAAUAACUCGAACCAUGCACCGGCAACAUUUACUCGUUGCCAUUGCUGAAGGUCUGGGGCGACGCCAUGUACCAUCCUUCACCGAUGGUGGAUCCAAAUCCUCAGUUUGA